GGGAACGAGACGACAAAUACAACAUUUUAAUUCAACAGUUUUUUCUUAACAAUUUAUGCUGUAAUUUUAUUUUAACUUUCUAGAAUGGAAAGUUUUAAACAUGGUGAUCGAGUUUUUGCUAAAGUGCGUGGAUAUCCUUGCUGGCCUGCUCGUGUCGACAGCAAAUGUGAAGUGCUAGGCAGGACUCGCUAUAACGUGUUUUUCUAUGGCACAUAUGAAGUUGCACAAGUAAAGAGUGAAGACUUAUUUCCAUAUGAAGAAAAUAAGGAAAAGUUUGGCAAACCCCAGAAACGCAAAGGCUUCAAAGAAGGACUAUGGGAAAUUGAAAAUCGUCCAAACAUAGGCCUGGCAGAUGAUGUAGUUACUCCAACUCAAGUACCACCCAUGUUGAUUGAAGCAAAUGAAUCAGAAAAGGAGGAAAACAUCAAAGAACAAGCAAAAUUACCUCUAAAACACAAGCGUAAAAUUGAAAAAGUUCAGGAAUCGGAAACAGAACUCGAGCGAGUUAGUCGAAGUGGGAGGCGAAUUAAACCCAAACGGUUUGCCGACGAGGACACUCUCGAACCAACUUCUCACGACACUCACGACAACCUUUUGUCCGAUUCGCUCACAAUUAGCCAACCGUCACAGGACGAAACAGGCGAAGAUGCUGCAACAAUCGCGAAAAGGAAACCGAAAGUAAAGGGUUUGGACGAAACGCUGGAAACUAAAGACCAACUUAUUGAGAGCUCAAGUAGUAGUAAUCAACCCCAUUCAGAAGCAGAAACAGACGAAGUAGAAGGUGACGAUGAAGAUGAAGAACGAGCAACAUCAGAGAAAAUGGAUGUAGUCAGUCACACAACAAACGAUGUGAAACUUCCUAAAACGAAAAAGAAAGCCCGUGUGGAGUGGGAUUGCAAAAACAGUAGGGGGGCUGUUGCUAAAGUCAAAGAAAAUGUUAAUCAGACCGCUUUACCAGAAGGCAUAAAAACCCAACUUGAAGCCAAGGUCAAUCAAGUAACGCAACAGCACCAGGAAAAGUCCAAUCGUUUAUUAGACGAGAAAAAGAAGAAUAAACUUCGUUGGUUAAAGACAGAAAGCCGCCUUGUUGAGUUAGACUAUCGCAUUAAGGAGAGUCUCAGUGUUAACCGACCGAAUUGUGAGGCCGCCAUCCAAGCCUUAGACGAACUCAAUUCCCUCCAAAUGGCUCCUUUGAUGCUGAAAAAACAUCCUUUCAUAGUGACGACUAUCCUAAAACUGAAGCGGUAUAUUGGCCCUAAAGAAAGCCCUGAACAUACAGACGAUCAGAAGGCAAUGUACAAAGAAAAAUCCGCCAUUGUCCGCAGCAAGGCAACGAUGAUAUAUGAAAAAUUCAAGUUGCUGUUUUUGACACCCGAAGGUCAAAACUUCUGGGACAACUUUGCUGAACAUUUGGAAAAAUUCAAGGAAGACUGUAAAUCUAUGAGUGAAGAAAGCCUUGUCCGUUUAACGGAAGACCCUUCCAUGAGAAAGAAAAAGGCUGAUGCCCCUUCCGCGGAACCAGAAGUCACACCUUCAAACGACUUGACGAAGCCAAUCAAAACGGAAGAAGUAGCCAAAAAAUCUGAAGAUCCUGAGAAAGUGAUUACAACAGCCGAGGAAACAGUGACGACCGGAACUAACGGCGAGGGACCCUCAAGUAGCCACUAGUAGAGACACAUAACUAAGUAGCAACCCUCCUUGUAAUUUAACCGUAAAAGAUUGUUUGCUCGUUUUUUUUUUCUCAUCUCGCUCCUCUUGUUUUCAACCAAGAGAUUGGUUAUUAGCCAAUCAAUCCAUUGUUUAGCGCAUCAACAGGAAUGCACUGGGUUUUUUGCUCUUUUAUUCCUUGGUUAACGGGAUUAAGAUGAUCUUGCAACUGGUCAUUAUUGUUUUAAGGUUUGUCGGUUGGGCAUUCGUGUGGCCAAGCAAAAGGCGUUUUGUGUGGAAAGCACUGUGAUUCUAAAAGUCAAGCGCUUUUGAAUUCUAUUUAGAAUACAUAAUCGUGGUACAAUUCA
Daphnia carinata is the source of this 2015-nucleotide messenger RNA. Its product is annotated as PC4 and SFRS1-interacting protein-like. Gene Ontology annotation, molecular function: double-stranded DNA binding; transcription coregulator activity. Gene Ontology annotation, biological process: regulation of transcription by RNA polymerase II. Lineage: Eukaryota; Metazoa; Arthropoda; Branchiopoda; Diplostraca; Daphniidae. Gene Ontology annotation, cellular component: nucleus. The transcript is spliced from 11 exons. The coding region runs from base 85 to 1668 and encodes 527 amino acids. The record is from RefSeq and is a predicted model, not a curated record.